Molecule: messenger RNA, 318 nt
Organism: Rotaria sp. Silwood2
Lineage: Eukaryota; Metazoa; Rotifera; Eurotatoria; Philodinida; Philodinidae
Source: the annotation of a GenBank genome assembly
AUGAAACGUUUCUCCAAUAAUCCCAUCCAUCCAUUAUUUGAUACAAUACUUGAUCGCUUUUUUUUACAAAUUUUACCUUCGAUUCAUCAUAAAAUCCAGUGGCUCGAUGUUGAAUCAUCAAGUGUGGAACGUAUUCUUCUUUCCACAAAUUAUCCUAAUUUAUAUAGACUUGGUUUAUAUAAUCUUGAAAUAGAAGAAGCAAAACAUCUUUUUACUAAAUGGUCAAAAGAUGAUUUAUGUGAUAGUACAAGUACAACAAUUGAAGAUCUUCAAUUAAAUUGUAUAAUAUUAACAAUACGUUCAAAUAAUCAAUCUUGA